AUGACGACAGAGAAAAUGACAACUAGCUUCAAAUAUUGGGAUGAUUGUGUUCACCCUUUAGACAUUGAAGCCUUAUGGUUAGAUCCUCAAGUUAGAACUGAAUGGCUUGAUUCUGGAGAAAUUAGAGGCCAAAAGGUUCACCUCUCAAGAGAUCCAGAUGGACAACCUUUCCUUACACAAACAGAGAUGAAGGCCAUUGCAGAGAUUGUUAAUCGUAGACAUUUUCAUUCUCAAAUGGAUGUGGAAAUGAUUUGUGCUAUUGCAGAAUUAGAAAGUGAUAGACAAGUCCUUGCAACACGAUACAUAAAAAAAACGAAAGAGAGGACUUUCGGUAUCAUGCAAAUUUCUCCCCAAAUUUCUAAUUGGUUGUUCAGAGAACAUGGAUAUCGAGCAUGUGCAUUGGAAGAAGAAAGUUCUAUUUUGUAUAGACCUUUUGUAAAUGUAUAUUUUGGUGUUGCUUAUUUGAAGUGGUUAUCUAACUUUGACCAUCGCCUGAGGCCUGCUGAGGUUAGUCAUGAGGCUGAGCUCUUAGGAGAUUGA
Messenger RNA from Chenopodium quinoa (quinoa), 540 nucleotides. RefSeq lists its product as uncharacterized. NCBI's taxonomy places the organism in Eukaryota, Viridiplantae, Streptophyta, Magnoliopsida, Caryophyllales, Amaranthaceae. The record is from RefSeq and is a predicted model, not a curated record. The transcript has 5 exons. Bases 1 to 540 code for a protein of 179 amino acids.